Messenger RNA from Colletes gigas, 2485 nucleotides. RefSeq names its product geranylgeranyl pyrophosphate synthase-like. The record is from RefSeq and is a predicted model, not a curated record. Gene Ontology annotation, molecular function: prenyltransferase activity. Bases 231 to 1184 code for a protein of 317 amino acids. Lineage: Eukaryota; Metazoa; Arthropoda; Insecta; Hymenoptera; Colletidae. The transcript has 7 exons. Gene Ontology annotation, biological process: isoprenoid biosynthetic process.
AUAAAAGUAGGGUUGGGGCUGCAAUGUGGUAUGUCUAUACCUGCUUUCUUCGCGUUCAUGCAGACGACGUAUUCAUGAUACUCACUGGCAACAUCGGCUGCCAUGUACACGGAAGCGGUGUUAUUGUUCAGUAGAAAUCUUUUUAUUCGUAUAUACUAAUUACUGGUCGAGUUUCAUAAUCUAUUAUUCACGAUCGAAAAUUGAAUAGUUCAUUCUCUCAAAAGCACGCAAUGGAACAAAACCCAAAUAUACCUUAUUCACGGUCCGGUGACAAGGGGGAAGACGAGAUAAUACUGCAACCGUUUAGUUAUAUUCUGCAAGUUCCUGGGAAGCAGAUCAGGACGAAGCUAGCACGUGCUUUUAAUUACUGGUUAAAAAUACCGCACGAUAAACUGCUUGCUAUUCGAGAUAUAAUACAAAUACUCCAUACUUCCAGCCUCUUAAUUGACGAUAUUGAAGAUAAUUCGGUUUUAAGAAGAGGUAUUCCUGUAGCUCACAAUAUUUAUGGGAUAGCUAGUACAAUAAAUGCUGCAGACUAUGGUAUGUUUAUCGCCUUAGAAAAAGUUCUUGCUUUGAAACAUUCAGAGGGUACACAAGUGUACGUAGAACAAUUAUUGGAACUUCAUAGAGGGCAAGGUAUGGAAAUUUAUUGGAGAGAUAAUUAUAUUUGCCCAUCUGAAACUGCGUAUAAACAGAUGACAAUUCAAAAAACAGGUGGACUUUUCAAUCUAGCUGUUCGCUUAAUGCAGUUAUUUUCAGACUGUAAAGACGAUUAUAGUCCCUUAGCUGGAAUCUUAGGGCUUUACUUUCAAAUUCGUGACGAUUAUUGUAAUUUACAUCUUCAAGAGUACGCCGAGAAUAAAAGUUAUUGCGAAGAUCUGUCGGAAGGAAAGUUUAGCUUUCCUAUUAUACAUGCUAUACAAUGUUAUCCGGAAGAUAGACAGUUAAUGAACAUUUUAAGACAACGUACAAAGGAUAUUGAAGUAAAACGGUAUUGUGUUAACUUAUUAGAAAAAUUUGGAUCUUUUGCUUAUACAAGAGGCGUACUCGAAGAGUUAGAUAAAAAAGCAAGAGACGAGGUUAAACGUUUAGGGGGAAAUCCUCUAUUAAUUCAAGUUUUAGACGAAUUACUGAAUUGGAAACAUCAAGAUGUUCAGUGUCAAGCUAAAAAAGCUACAUGUUAAACUUGAUUAUACGUCUCUGUGCUUUACCUAUGUUGUAUAUACCUAACUUAUGUAUAAUGUGUUGUUAAUAUUAAAGUCAAAAUUUUUAUAACAUUACAUUUAUAAAGAAACAAAAUCGAAGAGGUGGCUUUCAUUUAGUUUGUUCGAUAGACAAUAUGAAUUACAGACGAUAAAAAUCACUGUGGAAAUUACACAAAAGGACUCGAAUGUUCCUUUUUCAAUGUGUAUAGACUAAUUUUUUUAGGUUAAUUGUAGCUACAUAGUAAAUAAUAGGUAACAUACAGUGUACCAAUGUUAUAUUAACGCAGUAGCCGACUAUGAAUAAUUUUGAAAAUACAAAUACAUAAACGAAUUUAUUCUCUUAUGUUUUGAUUCUUGAAUAUAUUCGGUAGUCUCUAGAAUGCUUUACUUACUGUUGAACGACGAGAUGAUCAUAGGAUCCAAAGCCGCCCUGAAUAAAUCUUCUCAACUCGUUUCCCGGCAUCGGGAACUCGAUAGUUUUAACACUCUGCAUACCACCAAUUCGACGGUUCUUAACCUUUUCAAAAUUCACAGAACAUUUUUGACUAUAAGGAAACAUUUGUGAUACAAGAAUUAAACUUUUGGUAGUUCACUUGGUAAUGUAAGUUACACCUCGUCUACGUUAUAAACUACACAUUAUACACUUACGUUAAUACAUUCAAACAUAAUUUGUUAGCUAGAACAUCGCUUUCGUAACUUCGCGGAACACUAACUAGUGAUUUGAGGAACAACGGUUAAGAAUCACUGUCUAGUUCAAGGUUUCAACUUUUAACGUGUUUUCAUUCUAAUAAAAUUUACUCAUUUGUUUGUUUAAUUACUUUAUAUAAUGGACAAAAAUUAUUAUAAAGUUUUUUAAUUGCUAAAAAUGCGGUGAAAAUAGUACGCUAAGGAAAUAAGUGGAAAAUCUUUUAUUUUUAAUUUUCCUGAAUCCUCCCGAACUAUCUACCGAAUAUAUUAGUUUAUUAGUAUAAAUUUCUUCCCUUCGAAAUGAUGGUAGCGGUUUGCUUAUAAAUUUUUCGAAAAUAGUACAAACAGUAGGCUAUUUUCUCUAUUAAUUUUUAAUAUAUUCCGUAGUAAAGAAUUUCUACCCGAAGUUUGUUAAAUAAUAUUGUAAAAGUUUAAUAUUCAAACGUGACGUUAUAAAAAUGAAAAUGCAUCCUUGCUUGUAAUAAAAACUCAACCUGAAUAAAUCGAAUGCAAUUGCGUUUGUGCAAAAUUGUAUCAACUGCCGCGCAUUUACUAUAAAUUAGUAAUAUAUUGUAUAUUAAAUUUAAUAUUAC